Molecule: messenger RNA, 1698 nt
Organism: Cannabis sativa
Lineage: Eukaryota; Viridiplantae; Streptophyta; Magnoliopsida; Rosales; Cannabaceae
Product: LOB domain-containing protein 15
Exons: 3
Coding region: 670-1542 (290 amino acids)
Source: RefSeq, a predicted model, not a curated record
ACACAUAAGUUUUUUUUUGGUUUCAAAAUGAACCCUGAGAAAGAAGCAACAAUCACAUGCAAUCACGAAAUCAAAUGUUGUAUUAAUUCAAAAGUCAAAACACAUUAAAGGACUCACACGUGAGUUAGCAGCCACAGAGCUGGCAGUCAUUUUGUAUACAUAUUAUAUAAUAAUAACCAUAAUAUAUAUUAUUUCUCUUUCCCCUUCCACCAUCGACGCUGAUCCAUGAUCAAUCCCAGCAUAGAUCAGAGACCUUUAGUUAAGGGUUCUGUUUCUCUGGAAAACAAAAUCAACAAUAUAAUAUUAUUUUUCCUAAUCAAAGAUGAUAUCCUCCUACAUCAAAGAUGUUCAUAACAUUAUUAUUACCAAAAAUUGAGAUUUCACCUUACUAUAUCCCAAAUAUUAUUCAUACUAACAAUUCCAUUCGCCUAUUAAUAGCACACACACACAUAAAUAUAUACUAAUAUUAUUUAUAUAUAGAAGGACCACUUUUUCGAUUUAUCUUGCCUUUUAAGUACACUCUCCUCUUCCCUUAUUUUACUAUUGUCUUUCCCUUCUAUUUCCCCCUCUGAUCUCUCUCUCUCUCUCUCUCUCUCUCUCUCUCUCUCUCUCUCUCUCUCCUAAACUUCAUCGCCAUAGCUAUCCGAAGAGAUCAGCAUGCGAGCUUGAAUGUCCAGAGAAAGGGAGAGAUUUGAUGAAAUAGGAAAGAAGAUAAAGAGAGAAUAUUCAGCAUCAUCAUCAUCAUCAACAUCAACAGAUGCAGGGGGAGGCCAUAAUCAUCAUCAUCAACAACAACAGCAACAAAUGGGAAGAAGACACAUGUUGGGUCCUCCAGGAACCCUAAACACCAUUACUCCAUGCGCCGCCUGUAAGCUCUUGAGACGAAGAUGUGCCCAAGAGUGUCCUUUCUCUCCUUACUUCUCUCCCCAUGAACCCCACAAGUUUGCUUCCGUCCACAAAGUCUUUGGAGCCAGCAACGUCUCAAAGAUGCUUAUGGAGGUGCCGGAGAAUCAAAGAGCAGAUGCAGCAAAUAGCCUUGUUUAUGAAGCUAACGUGAGACUAAGAGAUCCGGUAUACGGAUGCAUGGGUGCAAUUUCGGCUUUGCAACAACAAGUUCAAUCUUUACAAGCUGAGCUUAAUGCGGUCAGGGCUGAGAUACUUAGAAACAAAUAUAGAGAUCAUCAACCUAAUAAUAAUAAUAACAAUCAUAAUAAUAAUAAUAAUAAUAUAACUCCUAAUUCUACUACUUCUUCUUCUUCUCUUCAUCAUCAUCUUCAACAACAUCUUGCUUUGCUAUCUUCUUCUUCUUCUAAUAAUAAUUCUCAUGGGGCGGCUGUUUCGGUUGCUGCUCUACCGCCGGUGGGAGCCAUACCACAACCACCACCACAACAACCGCCUCCACUGUCUCAAAUAUCCACAGUACAAUCUCUUCCUAUUGCUACUACUACUACUUCCUCCUCCUCUUCUAUGUACACGCAAAUUACUACGGCUGAUCAGGAUUAUAACACUAUUUCAAGUGAAAAUGUUCCCUUUUUUGGUUAAUUAAUUAUUAUUCACGAUAUAUACCUAUUUAUUUAUUUAUAUAUAUCCCCCCAUUUUCUAUAUUAAUUAUAUUAUGAAUAACCACUGAAAUAAAAACAAGGAACAUAUAAUUCGGUCGGAUUCAUUGGGCUUAAUUAUAUGUAUAUAUUCAGUCCA